CUCGUUGAGAGUUGCUCGAUCAUCUCUUCUACGUUGUCAUUGAAAAGCAGAGAUAUGUUCGCCGUUGCUACCGCUACAGAUUCCACUAACAACUAGAGCGCAGGUAGGAAGCCAGGCAAAGGGUCAGCUAGCGACGCAACGCUUAAGCCAUCGGUAAGCUUGAGCACGACAACAACAACGACAUACUUUCUACCAUAUGUAAGAUACGCCACAGUGGAAAAAGAAAUCGGUUGGGCCGACCGCUAGAUAGUGAAGUCCCAGAUGUCAUACUGCCUUCGGUAGCAACGGAAUCAUUGGAAUCUGAGAGUACGCAGAUCUGAGAAAGAGGACAUACAGGAAGCUUCGAACGGAGUCUCUUCAACGUCGUCUUUAUCUCCUAAUCGCUGUAAUCAACAGUUGAGCUGCUCUCAUCAGCAGUGUUGCUAGCAUACGUCUUUCCCGUAACGAUCGGCAGGUUCGCGUAAAAAUUCGGUAGUCGCCCGUUAAAGUGUGCAUGGUUUUCAACAUCAACGGUGUAUAUAGAUGGCUUCUACAGUGGCUUAUGAGGACAGCUGUGUGUGUUAAGACGAGUCCUACCCAAACGGACCUCCUUAAAACUGUCGUUUUCGGUCCUACGCUAUCGUUGGCCUAAUAGUACUUGUGUGUGCGUGUGUGUAUUCAUUCAUUGAACAGGGUCUGCCCGAGGAGGUUACUGUGGUACGCUAGGAUGCAAGCGAAUCGCAAUGUGACUGUUUGUCUAUUCUGUGGUUAUUCAGUCAUUUUGUGUUUAAUGGCACGCUGCUAGAUGAGCGAACGCAUUCGGGAUCGGAAAUAGACGACGUUUGCAAAUCAGCGACUGGGUGUCGUAAUUACGGAUACAUUUGUCGUUUCGAGAGGGAUAGCAAUCGCUCACUAAAAAAGACGGCCGUACCUAAAUUCCAGGAAUUGCUGUAAGAUAAAUUGAUAGGUGCCCAAAGAUGAGUACAUCAAGCGAGCACUUCUUGGAUCUGGACACGCCGAGGUGUGAUCUCGAAGUGGAUGAGGUUCGAGCGUCGCCGAGUGGUGCCUCUGGGUCAAAUUCUUUGCCUGGGGUUGUAUAUUACUCAUAUAAGGAUUUUCCGACAAGGUCUUUAAGUGUCAUGCACACAUACUGGGUCCAAGAGAAAAUGUGCGAUGUUGAAAUUCAGCUUGAAGACGAUACCACACCCAUCCGUGCUCACAGGGUAGUCUUGGCCGCGGCAAGUCCCUAUUUUCGUGCAAUGUUUACCUCGAGAUUCGAAGAUGCUUCAAAAGAAAGGAUACAGAUAAAGGGCUUGAGCAAAAUAAUCAUGCUGCAGAUUCUCAAAUUUGCAUACUCAGGGCAGGUGCGAAUGCUCAACGACGAUAAUGUUUGUGAGCUGCUUGCGGCAGGAAAUAUGCUACAGAUACGCGAGGUAACCGAAGCUUGUGCGCGUUACCUGGAGGGCCAAUUGGAUCCAUGCAACUGUAUUGGAAUAUUUCGAUUCUCCGGACAACACAGCCUUCGCAAACUGCAACACAAAGCUGAAGCAUACAUCUAUGAACAUUUCGAAAAGGUGUGCCAAAAUGAUGAGUUCCUUGAAAUGCAGCUCUGCGAAAUGUUACACAUUAUCAAGAAUGACAAUUUCAGCGUCCGUAAUGAUGCUUUGCUCCUUGAGGCGUGUCUCAGGUGGAUACGCCACGAUAUAAGUGGUCGGAAGGGCUCACUACGAUUGAUCCUGCAGGUUUUACGAAGCAGCUUUUCUUCGGUAGAGUAUCUUGAAGAGGUCAUCCGGACCUGUCCCCUCAUUCAAGAAAGGCCAGAAUGUGUCGACUACCUCCAGAAUAUUGUAAAGGAAUUGAAUCGUAAAAAGUUUUUUUACCGUGUUCCACCGCCUCGUGGUUCGUCCACUUGUUCGUCGGUUCUUUACGUCAUCGGAGGUUACCAUAUUUCUUCGCUGCCUAAUUUUGAGGUUUUUAAUGCAGCUGACGGCUCCUGGAUUUCACAGCCGAACUUGCCUGCUGCUCGUUCAGGUCUAGCUGUUGUCGCACUCGAAAAGCGCCUGUUUGCGUUAGGUGGUCGGGCACAUCACAGAAAUAGCGACGUCCCUGUGGAGGACACUCCCUUCGUACACAUUUUCGACAUCGAACAAAACUGUUGGACGGAAGGCCCAUCGUUGCGAACACCUCGAAAUCGUCUGGGAGCGGUGUCCCUUGACGGAUACAUUUAUGUUACAGGCGGUUCUCAGCAAAGGACGAUCCUUAACACAGUCGAAAGGUAUAGCCCUCUUACGAACAGUUGGAGGUACGUUGCGCCAAUGAAUGUUGCACGUUCGGGCCACGGCUGCACGGUCUGUAACGGCAAGAUCUACGUAAUCGGUGGAUGCAGCGGAACGGAAAAGCUAGACGCGAUGGAGGUGUACGAUCCCCAAAUCGACCAGUGGACGUCUCUUAGACCGCUACCUGAUCCUCGAAGCGGGCUAGGAGCUGCAAGUUUAGGACCAUACGUAUUUGCUAUCGGGGGAUGCGAAAACACCCAAGUAAGCAAGGUGGAGAGAUAUAGUACAGAGACAGACGAGUGGCAAAGUGUGGGUUCACUCAUUGAGCCCAGAAGUGCUAUGAGCGUUGUUGCAAUGGCUUCGAAAUUAUACGCUAUCGGUGGAUUCAAUGGAAACCAGUUUCUCACAUCGAUGGAGGUGUACAACUCCGAGAAGGACGAAUGGUGCUCAGGUCCACCAUUGCCGACACCUCGAAGUGGGCACGGAACUGCCGUUCUGUAGUGAACGCCCCGUUAAUCUCUAGUAGCAGUAGACAUCUACUGACAAGACCUUGUGCAUUGCCCACAGCAAUUUGACAUGCUCGCUUAAGCGUAUUGAGAUAAUGUUGUAGCCGGUUACCUAAACCCAAUAUAAAUACGUAAGUGCAAGUAUUUGUUAAAGGCGACCAUCGCAAAGAAGUAUCCUCCUAAAGGAUUCCGAAAAUUGUUUUCUUGUAGGUCGAAGAUAAUUAAAUUCCCUAAGGUCCCAUCACAAGGAUUAUAGGUUGCAUCGUGUCCGUUCGAAGUAAUCUAUCUUCGGCUAGGCAUAGAGCCAUAGACUUCGGCCAGAAGUCCUUUGAUGGUUUCGGCUUGAUUUAGAACGGCUAAAUGAACAAUUUACCCGCCGGACUUAGAUAAUAACAUCGAAAACGUAACAGUAACGCACAAUUGGCUUUUUAAUAAUGGAAUGCCGUGUCAGUUAUUUCGAAAUAGAAAAUAUAGCGAUUGCUUGAAACACUUGUAGAUAGUGUUUUAUCUCAAUGAUAGCUUCACUUUUGUUUCCCCGAGAUUUAAUCCACUCGUAGAAUAUUUUCUAAAAUAGAUAGAGAUUAUUUAAGUAGCAUUUUAAGAGGCUCAUGCCUAUUAUAUUCGCUUAUAAUAUAUAAUUCGUAUAUAAUAAUACGAAUAAUAAUAAUAGUAGUACGAAAUCAACCGUGCGAAAAUGCCAAUUUCCGAUGCUAGCGUCUCUUUUAUCAGGCAACCAAAUGCAAAGUUAGCCGUUGUGACAAUUCAUCGUGCGUUAUUUGACAUAGUGGUGCGGCGUUUAUCGAUUGAGUAGAUAUCGUGGCUUCUUUGAUCAGGUAUUGGACAAUAGGCCAAAGCAAAAAGGCUUCCCGACUGUUUUUCUCGGGAUUGGCGUCUCAGCAAAUAGGCCGAACGAUUUAUAAUGCAUGGAUUCAAGCUGUGCUAUGGAGAAAUUAUAGCCGUUACUUACUUCAAAAUAAUCUACCAAAGCACUGUACAAGGUAAUUGUACUUAAUCGAGUGAUCAUUUUCUAGUUUUACUCGUAUGUGGUUCUUCAUUAGCCUCCUCUUCGUACCUUUAUCUAUCCAGAUCCAAUGAUAGUCAACAGGUAAACACGUCAGAAAAAAAUACUCAUAAAUUAGGCCAAGUAGCAUUUAGAAGAGUGUGAUGUUAGGUAGGUACAGGGUACUUGAAAAAUCGAAAUGACUGCUUAUAAUUAAAACCGUAUAUUCUAUUCUUUUCAAGCGUUUGUUAUUUGAAAGUAAUACGAUCGAUACGUGUUAUCUUCUAAAAGUGCUAAUAAUGGUAUACGCAGUUCUUCUUCAAGGGGAACCUGAACCGUUAUAAAUGAGUUAAAUUCUACGAGACAAGAACCCUCGAAUUUUCAUAAACAGAUCUUCAAAAUGUAUUAGUUUGAGUACACAGGUUCCACACUCUAGUACCAAAAACCCUUACAGUGAACUAGCAGUAUGCAUCGUGCGUUAUGUACCGAAUACAUUGACCCAAGCUGCUCUGAGCCUUGUUCCUUGAAAGGGACCUGCUGGCUUGCCAUACAUUAUUAUCGAUUGUACUAUUGGUAAGCAAGCGUUUUCAUUUCGAUGAUACCAUGAAAUCUCGUUUUUCUAUUGUUUGCGUUACCGCAGUCUUCAAACACA
Varroa destructor (honeybee mite) is the source of this 4413-nucleotide messenger RNA. Its product is annotated as kelch-like ECH-associated protein 1. Gene Ontology annotation, molecular function: protein binding. NCBI's taxonomy places the organism in Eukaryota, Metazoa, Arthropoda, Arachnida, Mesostigmata, Varroidae. The record is from RefSeq and is a predicted model, not a curated record.